CUGGUCGAUGAUCGAUGUAUAGUGGAAUUACGCGAUGGGCGACCAGAAAGUCCACCAAAGAAGUUUAGAGAUUGCCUAUUCAAAGUAUGUCCAGUCAAUAGAUAUGCAGCUCAAAAGCAGUAUUGGACAGAACAAAAACGAUUUAUCAGCGGUGAAUCGACAUUUGAUGAUGAUAUGAUGAAUAAAUUACGAAUAGCCGCUGAAAAGGAGAAAGAACAGAAUGAAUUGGAAUUCCGUAAAACACAGGGUAAUGUUAUACAAUAUGGUACUACCGUACAAUUACUACAUGUAAAAUCUGACAAAUAUGUAACCGUACAAAAAAAUUCGCCUGCAAAAUGCGAAAGAAAUGCUAUGAAAGUUUAUCUUGAUCGAGCUGGAAACGAAGGCAGUUGGUUUAUUAUCGAACCAGCCUAUAAGCACUAUGUCAUAGGAGAUAGUGUCGCUGCUGGUAAUAAAAUUUCUUUGGUACCGUAUUCUGUAAAUAGUCAGACGUCUGGCCACGUCAAACAUCAACUUCAUCUGAGUCAUUUUUUACUGAAAGAUCAUCAAACCGCUGCUGAGGUGAACUGUCUUAACGAGUGUACAGAAUGGCAAGUGUUCAUGUUCCUGCUGUUCAACGAGAAUCAACCAGAUAUCGUGAAAUCGGGUGACGUCGUACGUCUCUUCCACGCCGAUCAGCAGACUUUCUUGACAUUAGAUGCAAUUCCGAAGACAUGCCCACCACAAGACGUUGUCUUCCUCCGAAUGACAAAUCGGCCAUCAGCUGCUGACGCAACCAGUUCGAGGGCGUUAUGGGAAGUUCAGGUUGUGCAAAAAGAUGCGUAUCGUGGUGGCGCUGCAAAAUGGCGUGAAGUCUACCGAUUCAAACAUCUUGCUACCGACAUGUACUUGACAGCUAUUCCGGCCACAUCGCCGGUAAAACCAGCAUCAAAUGGGAGACGUGCCAGUCUUCUACAUAUGAAGUAA
Messenger RNA from Haemonchus placei, 966 nucleotides. The record is from the annotation of a GenBank genome assembly. Lineage: Eukaryota; Metazoa; Nematoda; Chromadorea; Rhabditida; Trichostrongylidae.